Messenger RNA from Varanus komodoensis (Komodo dragon), 5436 nucleotides. It is a transcript of the gene ZDHHC18, whose product is annotated as zinc finger DHHC-type palmitoyltransferase 18. NCBI's taxonomy places the organism in Eukaryota, Metazoa, Chordata, Lepidosauria, Squamata, Varanidae. Gene Ontology annotation, cellular component: endoplasmic reticulum; Golgi apparatus. The record is from RefSeq and is a predicted model, not a curated record. The transcript has 10 exons. Gene Ontology annotation, molecular function: protein-cysteine S-palmitoyltransferase activity. The coding region runs from base 98 to 1321 and encodes 407 amino acids. Gene Ontology annotation, biological process: peptidyl-L-cysteine S-palmitoylation; protein targeting to membrane.
CCUUCGUGCCUGUCGGGCGGUCCUGGCGCCGCCGCCGCCGCUCGGUGGGGUCUCGACGGGCGAGGCCAGCCGCCGCCGCCGCCACCAUCAUGAAGGAAUGCGAGUACCGGCAGAUUCCUCCGGGCACUCCGGCCGCGCCUCCUUCCGCCGAGCCGCCGGUGCCGGCGGCGGCCUCCGCAGCCACCAGCACGACGCUGGCGCACCGUCCCCGCCGCAAGUGGGAGGUCUUCCCCGGGCGCAACCGGUUCUACUGCGGCGGCCGCCUCAUGCUCGCCCGCCACAGCGGCGUCUUCCUCCUCACGCUCGGCCUCAUCGUGGUCACCAGCGGCCUCUUCUUCGCCUUCGAGUCUGUCUAUCACCGAGAUAUAAUUGCAUCAUAUUGCAUUGUUAUGAAUCCCAAGAGAAUCUGCAACAUAAAAGCUGUCCCUUCUUGGCUCGUAACCUGACCUUGGCCAUUCCUGUUAUUGCUGGCAUCCUGUUCUUUUUUGUCAUCAGCUCUUUGCUACAGACCAGCUUCAGAGAUCCUGGUAUCCUGCCCAGAGCCACCCCCAGUGAAGCUGCAGACCUGGAGAAAUGGAUUGACAAUCUGGGUACCUCCACUUAUCGGCCACCUGCUCGCACCAUGGAAGUAGUUAUAAACAAAUACAUGGUGAAGUUGAAAUACUGCUAUACAUGCAAAAUGUUCCGUCCUCCCAGGACUUCCCAUUGCAGUGUCUGUGACAACUGUGUAGAACGGUUUGAUCACCACUGCCCCUGGGUGGGCAACUGCGUGGGGAAGCGGAACUAUCGCUACUUCUAUGCCUUCAUCCUCUCGCUCUCCUUCCUGACAGCCUUCAUCUUUGCUUGUGUCAUCACACAUCUUGCCCUGCGCUCCCAGGGAAACGAUUUCCUUGCUGUUUUGAAAGCAACACCAGCAAGUGUUUUAGAGUUGGUGAUCUGCUUUUUCUCAGUCUGGUCUAUUUUUGGCCUCUCAGGGUUUCACACUUACUUAGUUGCCUCCAACUUGACGACCAAUGAGGAUCUGAAAGGGGCAUGGUCAAAUAAGAGAGGCUCUGAAUUUGCCAAUCCCUACAGCCAUAAAAGUGUCCUCACCAACUGCUGUGCAGUGCUCUGUGGACCAUUCUAUCCCAGUUUAAUAGACAGAAGAGGAUUUAUCCAGGCAGAUGCUGGGACCCCAUCCACUCCUAAGAGUGAAAUCCCUUCCUUUGGAACGAAAUCUGAUGCCAGCAUGUGUGUCCAGGGCACAAAAGAGCUUUUGAGGACCCUCUGCGCCUCGUGGCAAAACCCAAGGCGAACCCAAGAGGCCCUGUCUAAUAUCUGAAAGUACAGCCAUUGCCACCACCUGUGCCUCUCCACCCUCCAGGGCUAUCCAAUUUUUAUAUUGCUGCAUCUCUUCCCGCUUCAUGGCAAGCAUAGGGAGAUGCCACCAUGCACAAGGAAAAAGCUAUUCCAAACCCUUGAGGCCCGGAGGUGUUCCUGCCGUCUGUAGGGUUCGAAGCUUAAAGCCAUACAAGUCACCUGCUGUGAGUGCAAUAAUGAGCAUUCCUACUGUCCCCCGUACCUGGGGGGGAAACGGACUCCAGCAUCUAAGCACACCAAGGCCGUGGGAGGAUUCCUAUAUCUAGCCUUACUCUGCAGCAAAGAUGUCUCAAGGCUUCAAAGUUCCUGAGAGAGGUCUUUCUUCUUCCCCAGCCCCAGUGCACUUGUCUUGUUGAGAGUCGGUGUGGUGUCUGUAGCUGCAGCAAAGCAGGCCCUGUUAAGAGUAUGUUUACCCUAGCAUUUAAUGUACUUCUGUUUGGUCCAUUUAGUCAGAGUAUGCAUUUCUUCAUAUACAAUGUGGUGCACUAGAGCUAAUCUAGGCUCUGUGUGUGUGUGUGUGUGUGUGUGUGUGUGUGUGCGGUGUGAUUCCACAGGAAGGUAGGGAGACAAAUCACAAUGUGGUAAUGAAUGCAGAAUUCAACUUCCUGAAUUUUUUUUAAAUGUAAAGUCAGUUUUAAACUAUAGAUAUGAAGAUACGCUUUCCAGUGUGUGUGCAAUUUCUACUGAAAUCUCAGAAACCAGUUGGAUGGUGCAGACAGAUUUCCACAGCUUACCGUGGAAAUUCAGUGCUCAGUCUAGCUCUUCGCCUCCCUCCAUUACUGGCAAAAUCUGAAUUAUGCAAAUUUGUGAAAUGUGCUAUGUAAAAUAAGUCAACUUGCAUUCUGUACAGACACUGCACAAUUUAGCUGUCCUUGGUGCAGAAUUUUAAUGGUUUUGUUCAUUUUUCUUGAGCAAAUACGGGCUCCUGCGCCUGUUUCUGUCCUGGGCUACCAUGGGAGGAUCGUAGGGAUGUAGUUGCACCGCUGUUACAGCCUGCAAACUGGACCUUGCAGAGCUUGUGGAUUCAGGACUCGAGUUGUUUUUUUGGACUUCGUAUGAAGAGGGAAUAUGCAAAGUCCCUAGUUAGUUUGGAGUUAGUAUUUUCUAACCCUUAACUUGCUAAUAAGUUAGCCUGUUGCUGUUGUUGCUGUUGUUGCUGUUGCUGUUGUUGUCUUAGAAUUGCUCUAGAUUCCCCCUUUGCUCCUGGUCCUCCAAAAACAACUAACAGCAGUAUAUUGUGAUGUUCAUCUAAUUAUUCUGUGUAGAAUUCUGCCCUUGCCUUACCUACUUUAAGCCCAAGGAGCAGAGUAGAGAACUGGGAGAUUGUCAGGAGACUCUACAUAGAUUAUAAAACCAACCCCUUUGGUGCCCCGUAACUGUAAUUUCCUGGGGUUUGAACUCCAUCUAUGCCUCUCACUUUUGUAACAAUAAAAUCUCUCCUCUCCUACUCCAUGACUAUCUGGUUUCUGUGCUAAAUCAAUGUGAAUGUUUUCCUUAUGUUCAUUUGUACCUGUAGCUGUGAGUUUCCCUGUUCCUUUCUGAUGCUGGAGAACAGCGCUGUAUAUGUGCACACACAUGCAUACUCUGAAAUCCAGGAUGGGGUGUGGUUUUUCACGAUUUAACAAAGUGCUGUUUUUUUAGCCCUUAAUGCUGUAGUGGUUGGCUUGAAAGUGGUUGAGCUCAGCACCCAAAAAAGUAAAUAGGUGCAGGGAGUGCACUAUGCGCUGUAAAUUGGGACUCUUGGAUGCCGGAGCAGCUUUACAAUCCCAGUCCAGAUCACUUCCUUUACACAAUAAUUCAAAAACCCCUGGCUUUUGUCCUUUUUGACCAAAAAAGGGGAGGGGGUUGGUUUGGUGCAAUAAAUCUUGCAAAUUAGGGACUGGACUGGACUAUACAAUACUGGGAAAGAGCACACCUGGCUGACUGAAGCUCUGAAAAGGAGAAACACCCAUUGCAACAUCUGUGGCUGAACAACAUCCUAAAAUACAAGAGAAGCAGCAGUUGCAUAGAUCCAUAAAAUUUAGCAGAACAGAUAACAUUGCCAUUAAAAGCAUAGUUUCACUGCACUCUGAAAUGUCUGGGGAAAUAAAGUCUUUGUCUGGUGAUGAAAUGACAUUAAAGUUGGCACCAGGCAAGCUUCUCUGAGUAAAACAUCCCAUAGAUGGGGUACCGUGAUGAAAAAGAGCCUCUUUACAGUAAACCCUUUAACCAGAAUGCAGGACAGUAUUCUGUGAUCCGGCCAUUUGUUUGUGUAUGAGGAGUGUGAUCUUGGCGGUUUCAUUUCCAGUUCCUUUUCUAAUUAUGUCUAACAUGGAGUUUGUGUUGGUCACAACAGCCACACACUGGACUGACAUUUUAAUUCAGCUGUCCAAUGCAAUCCCAAGAAGUUUUUCUUGGUCAGUCACAACCCCUGGCUCAGAUCCUAUCCUUUUAUAUUGCAAGCAGGGUUCUUGCCUUAAGAGCUACCCUGAAUCUAUUUCUCAUCAACAUCUAGCAAUGCCCGGAAGCUUGAUCUUGGUCUGGAGAUCUGAAUGUCCCUCAAAAAUACUUCACUUUUAACUACCUGAAGAGCUGUGACCAUAAAAGAAGGCAAAGGCCUGGUUCUUUGCUGUUCCCGAGGGCAGGACUUGAUCCGAUGUGGGGCUGUAGAUUCCAGAUGAACAUUUGGCAACAUGUCGGAGCAGUUCAGGUUGGUGGGCUCUUCCUUCCUUGAGGUCUUCAAGCAGAAGCUGUUCAGAAGUCUCUACAUUCUAGCUCUGCAUUUUUUGCCUCAAGUUUGUGUGUGGUUGGACUAGAUAGCCAGCAAAGCACUCUUUGCAUCUGUGGUUCUAUUAAACCAGACAUCCUUCUGGAAAUGUUCUUGGAGGUGUCCAGGCAUGUUUUGAGUCUCCUCCUCUCUUUCUUCCACCACCAUAGGCAUCCCUCCUAAGCAAUCUCAGGGAGGCAUCCCCUCCUCCCAACCAGUUGAAAGGAGAGUCUGAGUUCCGGUCUGUGUCACUGGAUUAAGGUACUACAAAGGGGUUUAGCUCACACACCACUUGCAUAGACUAGGCGUGAGUCACUCUGAUGGAACAAUUCGCUGUCUAACUGGAGCAUCUGAUUUAUCGGCUCUGCCCCUCCCAUCCCAUGGCUAACCUGGGAUGUAUCAUCCACAUCCCCCAAAGCACUCCGUAGUACAAGGAAUUUGUCAUCGAGCUGGGCUCUUUCUCUACCCCACCCCUUCUUUUUGGCAAUGUCAGAAGAAAGAAUAAGUCUUCCUUUGACAAGUGGCAACAGGUUUCAUUCUGAGAGUGAAAUGUUAUUGUAGCUUUAUAUGGGCUGCUGCAGAAAGUGGCAAAGCACAGACGAGAAGGUACUGAAAAUAAUUGUUGAAGAGACUUUGUAAGGAGUGUGCAUAUGUAUGCAUAAAAACCUGGGUGGAAGUUACUGGUUGACCUGGAAUUCUAUUUGAAUCUGGAAGGUUUUGGGAGGUGGGGCUGGAAGAUUGCGGUAGGGUGUCUGCCUAUAAAUCAUAGAAAGAAAGAGGUGGGGGGGAGUGCUUGUCUGUGAUGUAUCAUGGCAGUUUCACAUAAGACGACAGUCAUCAACUGAGCAGAUGCCUACGCUCACAUAUACACAUCUCUCAAAGGGAGAGUCCAAUCUUUCCCAUCAAACAGCAAAGUAACUAUUAGGUGUGGGAAAUGCUUUUGGAGGCUUUUUAAAGAAAAAAAAUCAACAAGCUCAGUUCACUUGAGUCUGCACAAUUCUUGAUGUCUAUAACUGAUUACCUUCCUGUUCCAUUGCACGCACAGAGGCACAUGCCUUUUAUCCUAAGAUACAUAUUUUGUAUGCAUUCUUAUCCUAGAAUAGUUUAUCUUCAGUUUGCCCAAUAAUGAAUGUUCAUGGGGCAGAUUACAAAGUCAAAAGGAUAAAAUACAGUGCAAAUUGCUGAAAAAAUAAAACGGUGCAAAAUGAUAUACAGCUCAGGAACAUUUAAAUACUAAGAGCGAAGAAAAGCAUAAGCCUAAAAAAGCUUGGUCUGUAAAAUGCCUGAGAGGAAAGGGAAGGUUUUUGCCUUGGCAGGGCAUUCCAUAAAUG